UUUUCUGAUCAGGAAGAAGAUACAUUAUUGCCGGAAGGCGAGUAGAGUAGCAGGCAGCAAUUUGUUUUUGAUUAAUGCCGGUGAAAUACCUACGGAUAGUAGUGGUAACGCGUUGAGCCUUCAUUGAUCCGGAAGUAGAUUUACUAUUGCAGGAAGUUCAAAGUAGUAGCCAGUUAGCUACUUGUAUUUCUUAGAAGGCGGUGAAAUAUACAAACGGAGGUUUUGGGGUGAUAAUCAUUAUGGUGUAGUUUACUGUAAGAACCAUCAGCGGUACAUCGAGAUGGGCAAGAAACACAAAAAACACAAGUCGGAAUGGAGAACAGUGGAGAACUAUGACGACAAACCUUUGGACAAGCCACUGAAGUUGGUGCUGAAGGUUGGAGGCAGCGAGAUCACAGAACUUUCAGGUUCGGGCCAUGACUCCAGCUACUAUGAUGACCACUCCGAUCAUGAGCGGGAGCGUCACAAGGAGAAGAAGAAGAAAAAGAAGAAGAAAUCAGAGAAGGACAAAGACAAGCACAUAGACGAUGAGGAACGGAGGAGAAGGAAGGAGGAAAAGAAGAAAAAAAGAGAGAGGGAGCAAUGUGAAACAGAUGCCAGUGUGCCAAUUGAGCCUUUCACCUUGCCAAAAACUGUGGAGUUGGAAGAGAAGAAGCGAAAGCGAGAGAGAACAUGUGAUGUGGAAGCAGAAGGGGAGGAGUUCCAUCCUGGAGUGAAGGUGGAGGUGGAGCAGCAGGCAGACCGCCCAGUCAGAGCCUGUCGCACACAGCAGGAAAAUGAAAGCACCCCUCGGCAGCAACUCUUGGAGCAUUUCCUACGCCAGCUUCAAAGAAAGGAUCCUCAUGGAUUCUUUGCCUUCCCAGUAACAGAUGCCAUUGCACCUGGCUACUCCAUGAUCAUAAAGCAUCCCAUGGACUUCAGCACGAUGAAGGACAAGAUCGCAUCCAAUGAGUACCAAACAGUCACAGAAUUCAAGGCAGACUUCAAACUCAUGUGUGAUAAUGCCAUGAUCUACAAUCGGCCAGAAACGGUUUACUACAAAGCAGCCAAGAAACUGCUGCACACAGGUUUCAAGAUGAUGAGCAAAGAACGGCUUUUAGCUCUGAAGCGCAGCGUGUCUUUCAUGCAGGACAUGGACUUCUCUCAGCAGGCAGCCAUUCUGGGUGACGAGGACAUCUCGGCUGAAGAUCCUCCACCUGAAGUCAUCCCCAUUCCCAUAGAGACAGCCAAGAAGUCCAAAAAGCAGCCUGUCAAAGAUAUGAAAGAGGUGAUCAGUUAUCUGUAUGAGCCAGAAGGGAAUGCUUGCAGCCUGACAGACAGCACUGCUGAGGAGCAUGUGCUGGCUCUAGUUGAGCACGCAGCAGACGAAGCCCGUGACCGCAUCAACCGCUUCAUGCCUAACUCUAAGGUAGGCUACCUGAAGAAGGAAGCAGAUGGCUCUCUGGUCUACACUGUAGUGAAUCAGCAAGACAUAAAUGCAGAAGAAGAGGAAACUCACCAAGUGGAUCUGAGCUCCUUGUCAAAUAAACUCUUACCUGGUUUAACAACCUUGGGCUUCAAAGAUGACAGAAGACACAAAGUGACAUUCCUGAACAGCGCAUAUAAUACCCAGAGCCUCCAGAAUAAUACCGUAUUCUCUGACCUGCUUCCUGAGGAGAUGGACCUCCUCUAUUCGGCUUAUGGUGAUGAGACAGGGGUACAGUGUGCUCUCAGCUUGCAGGAGUUUGUUAAAGAUUGCGGGAGCUUCACCAAGAAGCUGGUGGAUGAGCUGUUGGACAAAAUGACAGGAAAUGAGCAUUCCAAAGCAGUUUUUCAAAUUAGACAGAAACGAAACAUUGCCAUGAAGCCUCUUGGUGAGACAAAGUCCAGCCUGUGUGAUAUACAGAUGAGUGAUGGCACUGUAAUGCCUGGAGAAAACAGCUCAGUUCUGGAUUUCAUGUCCAUGAAGAGCUAUUCUGACAUGUCUCUAGACAUGUCUAUGCUGCACAAUCUGGGUAAAACGGUGAAGAAGGAGCCGGAACAAGAGGAGGCCCACCUGCACUUCGAUGAGACAGCCAAGCUGCUUCAGGACCUCCAGGAGACACAGGUGGACCGAGUGGGGUCCCGGCCAUCCUCUAACCUCUCCUCUCUCUCCAAUGCAUCGGAGAGAGACCAGCACCACCUGGGGAGCCCAUCACACCUGGGCGUUGGAGACCAGCCAGAAAUGGUGCAUGACCCGUACGAGUUUCUUCAGUCUCCUGAACCGGGGUCGACCGCCAACAGCUGAUUCACAUACUGUGUAACAUGUCAUCAGUGUGUAAACUUUGGAAAUUUGUAGCAUAAACCUGUUUUUUUUUUGUCCUGUUUGUAAGGAGUUAAGAAACACUGGUUGUGUUGUGAAAUAAUGUCUGUAGCCAUGAUUGUACAGAAUGGAUAUGUGUAUGUGCUAAGUUUUAACAAUAAAUUUUCAUGGUGGGUUUUUUUUUACACACCAUUUAUGUUAUUUCUAGACUGUACACUCGUACAGAAGUGUGUGCACAGAGUGGGACUCAUUUGAUGUCAUCCCUGACUUUGACAAGUGCACGUUAUCAAUGCAACAUGCCAUCAGUUAAAGGGGGGACACAAUAUAUUUUUUUUUUUGCAUGAGAGUCCUCACAUUUCAUUUUAUCUACACUGAAUUCCACCUUACUAAUGAAAUAAGCCUUGUUUACUUCUGUUCACUGCCGUGUGUGUUUAUGUUCCACAAUUCCUAGUUCUCCAUG
Scleropages formosus (Asian bonytongue) is the source of this 2741-nucleotide messenger RNA. It is a transcript of the gene brd9, whose product is annotated as bromodomain containing 9. Gene Ontology annotation, biological process: regulation of transcription by RNA polymerase II. Gene Ontology annotation, cellular component: nucleus. The coding region runs from base 281 to 2266 and encodes 661 amino acids. NCBI's taxonomy places the organism in Eukaryota, Metazoa, Chordata, Actinopteri, Osteoglossiformes, Osteoglossidae. The transcript is spliced from 17 exons. The record is from RefSeq and is a predicted model, not a curated record.